AUGAGAAGAGCAGAGCAAAGGUACUCACGGUACUACUGCAGUAUUGUUUUGGAUACCGAGUGGGUAUCCAUCCGUGGAGUCGCGUUCGGAUGCCGCCCGAAGCUUCAAGCUUGGGAAUGGCGGGCCGUGAGGCGGCUGAGCGGCGCCACUCUCUUCAGGCGAUGCGGAGUCGUCGUUCCGACAAGCGCCCCACUGCGGGCUGCUGGGACCAAUGGCGGCGGGGGGAUGUUGCGUGCAUGGCGCAAAAGACCAAAUUAUUCCGGAUGCGCGUUCCUUCUCCAGACCAUUUUUCUUGCCUCUGGAGCCGCGGGGAAGCAACCCCCACAGACAGCACCAGCUGCUGAUGAGACGGGAGUGGGAGCCCUGGAUGCUUUGGCGAGAAUGCUUAGCGGGACUCUCUUUAUAUUGAUGCCCGUCGCUGUUCCGACGCCUUGGCUGGCCCGACAUCCAAAGUCCUGGGCUGCCUUAUUACUCGACGAUGCAUCCACACUGGCCUCCAGCUUGCUGCUGCUACUGACUGACUGA
Molecule: messenger RNA, 525 nt
Organism: Podospora anserina S mat+
Lineage: Eukaryota; Fungi; Ascomycota; Sordariomycetes; Sordariales; Podosporaceae
Exons: 4
Coding region: 1-525 (174 amino acids)
Source: RefSeq, a predicted model, not a curated record